Messenger RNA from Heterotrigona itama, 1260 nucleotides. NCBI's taxonomy places the organism in Eukaryota, Metazoa, Arthropoda, Insecta, Hymenoptera, Apidae. The record is from the annotation of a GenBank genome assembly.
AUGGCAACCAAUGACGUCACUGCGGAAAGGAUUCAUUCACGAAUGUUCGACGCCUUCGCGUUUCUAAGGCCAAGGACCUUUCUUUGGAAACUAGUAUAUUAUUACGUAUCACCGUUACGUAUAACCAUAAUCCUCCUGAAAAAAUACCUUUAUAUAAAUUACAAACUAUAAUUCUAUAUUUAUAAUAGUUCAGGAUCAUUUUCCCUUGUUUUAUAUCAUAGUAUAAUAAAAUUUUGCUAACUUAUCACCAUUUCCAAAUUCCUUUUUAAUUUUCCCUAUUUCUAGGAAAUUCUGAAUCUUCCUUAUUGAGUGUGGGUGAGAUACAAAUACGAGCACAUUUGUUCAUUUUGUACAUAGGGUAUUAGAGUUUACUCCACAGAGUUUCCAAAAUUGCACAGAGGUAGCAAGUAAAAUCGUCAAUUUUUUUCAAUUAACAGAGCAUUGCUGUAAAUAUAUAUUUCUUUUUUAAAUUCAUUCUAUGUAAAUUAUAUUUAUUGAAAUUUUAUACUUACAUUGCCUUUAAUAUUAAUGAAAUAUGCGAAUGUUAUAUAAAUAAAAUAAAUUUCCAUUUAUAUUAAUUAUGAAAAUUAAUGAUUAUAAAGAAUUUGUAACUCUUAAUCAUAAAAUCCUUGUAUAUAGUACCUAUUGACACACGGUAAUAUUAUAAUUCUAUAUUUAUAAAUAUACGUAUCUUCGAAUUGUUGAAUAUACUUUCUAAUCAAAGACAAAUUUGUGUAUUAUCUUCAGCAAUUUAAUUAUAAUAGUUUAUUUUUUAUUUUAUUUAUCAAUUUGAUAUAUAAUAUAUAUUAUCUAUAUAUCAAUAAAUGAGUACUUAAAUGUUCAAAAAUAUUAUCUCUGACUUAUAGUUAUAGAGAUUCAUAGUUAUAGAAUGAAUAUAAAAUCAAUUCAUGAUUGGUUAAAGAGACAAACAACAUACCAAACAGAAUUUAGAUUUAGAAAGAAGAACCAAUCAAAUAAUCUGUUUUAUAUGAUCAUGCUGUCCGUAUAUUGAAAAUACCACCUGUGAAUCAACAGCUGUUCAACAAGGACAAUGUUCUAAUGUCAGACAGUAAAUUUUUAUCUGAUUUUGGAUUGACAUCGGCAACUGCAAAACCACAAUGUCCUGCAUUAGUAGGAUUAGCUGUACGUCAAGAAAAUGGUCAAUUUGAACCUUUAGAGAUGACACCAUUCUCAUUACCACCUGACUUACCAGAUGUCAUGAAAUCUCAAGAAGCUAAUGGACAAGAACAAUCACCUUGA